CGCAGCAAGCAGAGACCACGCGUGCGCGGUCGUGGCCGAGGAGGCUGCGGUUCCUCUUCGGAGAUGGAACUAGUGGAGGAGCUGAACAAGCUAACGUCAGCCGAGGGUCGGAACCGGAAGGCGGUGCUGUGCCAGCGUUGCGGCUCUCGGGUGCUGCAGCCAGGGACCGCCCUCUUUUCCCGCCGACAGCUUUUCCUUCCCUCCAUGAGAAAGAAGCCAGCUGUGGCUGGUGGCAGCAACCCUGACAACAAUCUUCUCCAGGACCACUGGCUGGUUAACAACAUGUUCACCUUUGAGAAUGUGGGUUUCACCAAGGACGUGGGCAACAUCAAAUUUCUGGUCUGUGCAGACUGUGAAAUUGGACCCAUUUGUUGGCACUGCCUAGCUGACAAGAACACUUUCUAUGUGGCCUUGGAACCAGUUUCCCGCAUCACAGGACUGACAAGAUUUUGAAGGAUUGCUGGACCAGGACCCCAAGGAGAUGGAGGCCUUUGGAAGUACUGAAGAUCAUGCCUGGGCUUUACACA
Molecule: messenger RNA, 527 nt
Organism: Castor canadensis (American beaver)
Lineage: Eukaryota; Metazoa; Chordata; Mammalia; Rodentia; Castoridae
Product: guanine nucleotide exchange factor MSS4-like
Biological process (GO): post-Golgi vesicle-mediated transport; small GTPase-mediated signal transduction
Cellular component (GO): cytosol; membrane
Molecular function (GO): guanyl-nucleotide exchange factor activity; zinc ion binding
Source: RefSeq, a predicted model, not a curated record